Haemonchus placei is the source of this 333-nucleotide messenger RNA. The record is from the annotation of a GenBank genome assembly. NCBI's taxonomy places the organism in Eukaryota, Metazoa, Nematoda, Chromadorea, Rhabditida, Trichostrongylidae.
AUGGGUUUCGACGGGAUGGUAUUGAAGUCGGUGCUCGAGUCGUUCGUCGACGACAUUGCCGAGGAGUCCACCGAGCUGAUUCUGGAGCGACCACGCUAUGCGUAUGCCGUCGUCGUCAUCGCCGAUGACCAUGAAAUGUGCGAGGCGAGCUGCGUUCGACAGCUGGACGUCGAAAUCCUCGAAACGCAGAAUUCUACCGUACAUUCCGAAUUCUACGACUCGAAAAUCGAGCGUGCUCUGCGUGAACUUACGGAAUCGCGAGAUCUGCUGGACACCUCGGAAUCGAAUUCUGAGGUGAGGCGACCUUGGCUGUCGCACGGAGAAGUUGGUUAA